AAUACCGGAGUUAACUCUUAAAUUGCGUUAUUCUGUUUAACCAGCUGGAAUAUGUCACUUCGUGAAUUUUUUGAACUAAAGGAAAAAAAUCCACAUAUAAAUUGUAAUUUUCGAAUUGAUAAUGAAUUUCCGAAUACAUUAAAUCCAAAGAGAAUAAGAUACCCAAAUAGUCUAAAACUAGAACAUGAUUCAUUAUUGGCUGCUAAAUGCAACUUAAACUUGCCAUACAUUUGUGAAAAUUGUCUUCACAUAAUUUUGCAGAGUAAGUUUUCGAGUUGGACCAGUGGUAAUGAACUAAUUGAUUGUUUCAUACAGGUAACACAACUUUUCUCUUCAUACGAACGAUAUCCUGAAUGGGUUCCAUACAACUCCUUGUCCCAAAUAAAAAAGAUUGGUGAAGGUGGAUUUGGUACGGUGUUUUCUGCAACGUGGAGUUGGGGAAUUAAAUCAUUAGAAGAGGAAGAAUAUAUAGAGGAUUAUAAGACGAAAAAAAAAAUAUAUCAUUAUCGAAGUGGUCCAUGUACAGUUGCUCUAAAGAAAUUGAAGGGUGACAUGGAAAUCACACAAGCAUUUCUUUCAGAGGUUCAAGCUCAGUUCGAUUUUUGUCAUUUAUACGGGAUUACACAGGACCCCUCGACAUUAGAAUACCUGUUUAUCAUGCGCUUUGCACCACAAGGUGAUCUUCGGCGAUAUUUAUUACUAAAUUUUGAUAACCUUUCAUUACCAAACAAGUUGGGUAUAGCUCAGACCAUAUGUGCUGAACUCAAAAAGAUACAUGCAAAAGGAUGGGUCCAUGGCGAUCUCCAUAGUGGAAAUAUUCUAUUAUUGAACGAAGAAUAUGCAUUCAUUUCUGACUUUGGUUUGUGUCGACCAAUUGAUGAAGUAGAAUCAGAAGAAAAAAUAGAAUCAGAAGAAAAAUUGUAUGGGGUAAUUCCUAAUGUUGCGCCAGAGAUGUUUUAUGGAAAGCAACGUUCUCAAGAAGGUGAUAUUUAUAGCCUUGGUGUCAUCUUAUGGGAAUUAAUGUGUGGAAUUAUUGCGUUUGCAGAUCGGCCUCAUAAUGAAUCUCUAGUAUUAGAUAUAGUUUUUAAUGGUCUUCGCCCGCAAACAUGUCAUUUUGCCCCACCAGUAUACAAUGAUUUGCUAAAGAGGUGCUGGGAUCAAGAUUCUUCGAAGCGGCCAUCUAUAUAUGAAGUAACAGAUUUCAUUGAAGAAUUAUGUGAAUGUAGAAUAAGAGAUAAGGAAAAAAUUCGUGAUGAUACUGUUGGUGGUAAUUUAUUUAAAUCCCCAGAAAAAAUUGGAAAAUUAUCGCCUCUUUAUUGUCAAUUGUCAAAUUCACACAAUUCUGGGCGCAUUUAUAACUUGAUGAAAUGGAAACCAAAUAAACCCACUCAUAUGGAAGCAGUUUACACAAGCCGGUUACUUAGUUAUAAGGAAUACCUGCUAAGUCGAAGUAAAGAGUAACCAAAAAAGUCUAUUGUUAAAUAGAUUUUUGUCUUCGUUACAGACUGAAAAUUUAUAAUUGUGAUCGAUGACAUCACAUAAUCGUAAUAUUAAAUCAUUUUUUUUCACCUUAAUAAUCUCAAUAAUAAUAAGUUCAUAGUAAUAUCCGUGUAAUGUCUAUGAAACCCUUCUCGAAUUAUUUUUGUGCAGAUAAAAUAAAAAUCAUGCCAUGCUACCUUUGGUAAAAUAAGAUUAUGUGAAAAGUGUUAGUAUUUUGAACUGAUUUUGCGCAAAAAAAAAAAAAAAA
This is a messenger RNA of Rhizophagus irregularis DAOM 181602=DAOM 197198, 1747 nucleotides long. RefSeq lists its product as uncharacterized. The record is from RefSeq and is a predicted model, not a curated record. Gene Ontology annotation, biological process: signal transduction; protein phosphorylation. Gene Ontology annotation, cellular component: cytoplasm. Lineage: Eukaryota; Fungi; Glomeromycota; Glomeromycetes; Glomerales; Glomeraceae. Gene Ontology annotation, molecular function: ATP binding; protein kinase activity.